GUGGCGCCAUCAGGCGGCGCUGGUGUCUCCCGCGCGCAGUUUCCGAUCUUUCCGCGGCCGUUCGCGCUGCUUUAUAGGUUAUGCUCUCUUGCAUUUGUUCGUUUUUGUUUGACGAAUCGCUGCAUUAUCUCCCGUGGUCCCGUGUAUAUAAUACGUGUUUACGCGUUUUCUCGAAGAGACGGAUACGCACAAAAAUAAACAGCUCGACGACGACGCUUCUCCUUCUCCUCGAGUAGAGAUAAUUUUUCGCACCGCAGCCAAGAUGAGGUAACCGCGGAAAGAACGAAAACGACGACGAGAGAAUUUCUGGGGACGAGAGGAUCUUACUUCUUCUGGUUUUUUUACCGAGUACGCACUUGAACAAGAAAGCAAGAUGAAUGUUUUGUGCGCAAUUUGUCAAGAUCUGCUUGAAUCGUCCCACGAUAUUUUCGUGACGCCCUGCGGACACGUCUUUCACUUCCCCUGUCUCGUACAAUGGCUGGAAAAAUCACAGAGUUGUCCACAAUGUAGACAAACAACAAGAAAAGACAGAAUCACAAGAGUAUAUUUUACUUCAUCCAACGCAGAUGUCAUAAAGGAGGAUUCAUGCACUCUACAGCAAAAGGUUGAUAGUCUUUCCUUCCAAGUUGAGCUCAAGAAGAAAGAAUUAUCGAACUGUAGGGAAGAGAAUGUGACGUUGAAAAGGCAAAACAGUGGACUCCGAGAAGAGGUGAAAAAAAACGAAAGCAUUAUUAAUGACAAAAAUGCUGUCAUUAGGGCAAUGAAGGAGCAAAAUCAAUAUUAUCAAGCCAAAUUUGAUGAUUAUAACAAAAUAAAAAGUGAAAAAAUUGAGUUACAAAAGAAAGUAGAUCUAUAUGAAAACAUAAAAGUGUUACUGCUUGGAACUGUUGCUGAAGUCGAACAACUACUAAAGAAAAGUACAGAUCAAGCCACACUGGUAACUUAUGUUGCCAUUAUGAAAAAGGAGUUAGAAGCGACUCUCGACAAGAGAAGAGAGCUUAGAAGUACCGUAAAGAGACUACAGCAUGAAUUGCAAACGUCAAAAAUGAAACGAGAUUCUUACAACAAUAAUUGCGCGAAACGAGUGGAACAACUAGAAGAAGAGUUAGUAAUGUGUCGAAGCGAAAAGGAAGAGCUUCAGAGGCGGUUAAAGGAAUCGAAAAAUGGAAAUGGAGCAAGGGACGUCGAAGAAAUUAUUAAUUUAACAUCUGAAAUUCCUCCAUCGCGUAAACGCGAAACUGAUAUCGCAUCUGAUUUCGAUGAGAUAUUACCGAAAAAAAUCAGGAAAGGUCUUCUGGUAAAAACCAAGUCAAACUCUACUGUUCACCAAGAUGACUCAGAUGUUGUGAUAGUUUCGCCGACCGUGAAGAAGACUAAGGAAAACGAGGAAAACUCGCCGUAUCUUCCUACCAAGUCCAAAAGUAUAAUGGCGUUGAAAGAAAGGCAUGGACAACGUGGUUCUUUUACUAUUACAUCGAAGCGCCCUGCUGGUUUGUCUAACCUUGUAUCAUCGAAGACUCGGUUGGAGAGGGGCGAAACUUUCGAUGGAUUUGGAGGCCAUUCAAGGGUUGACACUUUCCCGGUCCCCAAAAGUUCUCCCAACAAGUUAAAAAGAUCUGCGAGUGAUCUUCCGAAAAAUAAGAAGCCAAAGCUCGACGUCAGUAAAAACAAGCAUAUCGACGAGUACUAUUCAACGUUGAUAUAGAAGUUAGUUCAACUUAUUCUUAUUUAAUCUUAAAUACCGAUUUCGACGAUAAAAGAUGCUUGCAUGAAAUUGUGAAGUUCUUGAAAGAAGACUUCACAGUUGACAAAAAGUGAGAGUUACUCUGUCUUUGAUAAAGACUUGAAGAUUUUAACACACUGCUAUACAAUAUAAAGUUAAAGCUUCGACAGCGAGCUGAAAAAUAAUACGCGAAUUAUACUUGUUAUAUAAUAAUAUUCGUGAUCAAAUACUCUCUGAACUUUAUACUGCCCCAGUGGAACUCUAUUUUCUCAUGCUACGAAUUGUUCAUAAGUAUGUAAAAUUUGAGAUGUAUAUAUUACUCGUAGUAUAGUGUCGUGAUGUGCAAAAAUUUGUCGUAUAUUAGCUUUAAGACAGUGUUAAUCCAUUUGCUGCCUGUUGCACCAUGCAUUGUAAUCCAACUGAAGAUAAAUUGGUUUCAAACGUUCAUUUGAAAUCAACCCUGUCACAUUGUAGUUUUGACAACAGUCUGUUUCCUAAUCAGCUCUUGUGAUCUGCGUCUCGCAAUAGUUCGUCAAAGAAUAUUAAUCGACAAGAACGAAUCAUUUGUAAAACAAAAAUAGAGUCGUCAGUCAUGCAUGCCUGCGCCAAUUCGAAUGCCCAAUGAGAGCUAAAAUACAAAUAGACGCUGGAGUCUUAAUAAGGGACAUUUGCAACGGUCUAUAAUAAUCGUUAGUUGGUUGAUAUUAGUUGUUAAGUCUUAACUUAUUGAAGCAUACUGUGAAUAAUGACUAUUUUAUAUGAAAAUAAAGGAUCGUCUUCGACUUGUCGAACGAAAAAGCAACGAUA
This is a messenger RNA of Nasonia vitripennis (jewel wasp), 2530 nucleotides long. It is a transcript of the gene nopo, whose product is annotated as E3 ubiquitin-protein ligase TRAIP. The coding region runs from base 374 to 1705 and encodes 443 amino acids. NCBI's taxonomy places the organism in Eukaryota, Metazoa, Arthropoda, Insecta, Hymenoptera, Pteromalidae. The record is from RefSeq and is a predicted model, not a curated record. Gene Ontology annotation, molecular function: zinc ion binding. The transcript has 7 exons.